AUGGUGAAACUCGCAAAGUUCGGUAAAAAUCAAAGUGAGCCGGCCGAGUCCAAGAAAAUGGCUCCUCCCCCGAAGGAGGUGGAAGAAGACAGUGAAGAUGAAGAAAUGUCAGAAGGUGAAGAGGACGACAGCAGUAGUGGAAAAGAGGUUGUCAUCCCUCAGAAAAAAGGCAAGAAGGCUACAACUCCAGCAAAGAAAGUGGUGGUUUCACAAACAAAAACGGUUGCAGUUGCCACACCUGCUAAGAAGGCAGCCAUCACCCCAAGCAAAAAGGCAGCAGCCACACCAGCAAAGAAGACACUUACCCCAGCCAAAGUGGUUGCAACGCCUGGUAAGAAGGGAGCUACACAAGCAAAAGCAUUGGUAACACAGCCUAGUAAGAAGGGAGCUGUCACCCCAGCCAAGGGGGCAAAGAAUAGUAAGAAUGCCAAGAAGAAAGACAGUGAUGAGGAGGAUGAAGAGGAAGAGGAAGAUGAUAGUGAUGAGAAUGAAGAUGAAGACAACGAUGAGGAGGAGGAAUCUGAGCCUGCAGUUCUGAAAAAAGUAAAAGCAGUGAAACCAGCAAAUGGGGCAAAAGCAGCAGCACCUGCUCCUGCCUCAGAAGAUGAGGAGGAAGAUGAUGAUGAUGAGGAGGAGGAAGAUGAUGAGGAAGAAGAAGAUGGUGACAAGAACUUUGUAAAUAAAUAUCUUAAAGCUCAGGUAUAUAAGUUUAAAAAAGGAGGAAGAAGAAGGGAAAUGGGAAGGGGAGAAGGAAGAGGGGAAAAAGAGAAAGAAGGGGAAGUGGGAGGGGAGAAGGGGGAAAAUGAAGAGGAAGAAGAGGAGGGGGAGGAGGAAGAGGAGGAGGAGGAGGAGGAAGAGCCUGUUAAAGAAGCACCUGGAAAAUGGAAAAAAGAAAUGACUAAACAGAAAGAAGCUCCUGAGGCCAAGAAACAGAAAGCUGAAGGCUCAGAACCAACUAUGUCUUUCAAUCUGUUCAUUGGAAACUUGAAUCCUUGCAAAUCAGUUGCUGAAUUAAAAGUUUCUACCAGUGAACUUUUUGCUAAAAAUGAUCUUGCUGUUGUGGAUGUCAGAACUGGCACAAAUAGGAAAUUUGGUUAUGUUGAUCUUGAGUCUUCCAAAGACCUAGAAAAGGCUUUGGAACUCACCGGCUUAACAGUGUUUGGCAAUGAAAUUAAACUAGAAAAACCAAAAGGAAGAGACAGUAAGAAAGUUCGAGCUGCAAGGACACUUUUGGCCAAAAACCUGUCUUUCAACAUCACUGAGGAUGAAUUAAAAGAAGUGUUUGAAGAUGCCAUGGAGAUUAGAUUGGUUAGCCAGGAUGGGAAGAGUGAAGGGAUUGCUUAUAUUGAAUUUAAGACAGAAGCAGAUGCGGAGAAAACCUUGGAAGAAAAGCAGGCAGAAAUUGAUGGGCGAUCUGCUUCACUACGCUACAAUGGAGAGAAAGGUCAAAGCAAGAGAGUGGGAAAGAAUAGCACUUGGAGUGGUGAAUCAAAAACUUUGGUUUUAAGUGACCUUUCCUACAGUGCAAUGGAGGAAACUCUUCGGGAAGUAUUUGAGAAGGCAACUUUUAUCGGAGUGCCCCAGAGCCCAAAUGGCAAAUCUAAAGGGUAUGCAUUUAUAAAAUUUGCUUCAUUUGAAGAUGAUAAAGAAGUUAACUCCUGCAAUAAAAUGGAAAUUGAAGGCAGAACAAUCAGACUGGCGUUGCAAGGACCCAGGGGAUCACCUAAUGCAAGAAGUCAGCCAUCCAACACUCUGUUUGUCAAAGGGCUGUCUGAGGAUACCACUGAAGAGACCUUAGAAGAAUCAUUUGAGGGCUCUGUUCGUGCAAGAAUAGUCACUGAUUGGGAAACUGGGUCCCCCAAAGGGUUUAGUUCUGUAAACUUCAGUAGUGACGAAGAUGCCAAAGCUGCCAAGGAGGCCAUGGAAGAUGGUGAAAUUGAUGGAAAGAAAGUUACCUUGGAUUGGGCCAAGCCUAAGGGUGAAGGUAGCUUUGGUGGCCGUGGAGGAGGCAGAGGAGGCAGAGGAGGCCGAGGUGGAAGCAGAGGAGGAAGAGGCAGAUUUGGUGGCAGGGGCCAGGGAGGCUUUGGAGGUCAAGGAGGCUUCGGAGGAGGCAGGGGAGGAGGAGGAGGAGACUUCAAGCCACAAGGAAAGAAGACGAAGUUUGAAUAGUUCUGUUUCUGUCUUUCCUCCUUCCAUUUGAAAGAAAGGACUCUGAGAUUUUUACUCUGUUACCUGUUCAAUGACAGAGCCUUCUGAGAACAUUCCAAGACAGUAUGCAGUCCUGUGGCCUACUUGGAAUCCAUAUAGAUAACAUUUCAAGAGAUACCCUAUUGGUUUUGAUUGGAUAUUCAUAUAAACUUUUUU
Molecule: messenger RNA, 2364 nt
Organism: Nannospalax galili (Upper Galilee mountains blind mole rat)
Lineage: Eukaryota; Metazoa; Chordata; Mammalia; Rodentia; Spalacidae
Product: nucleolin-like
Molecular function (GO): RNA binding
Source: RefSeq, a predicted model, not a curated record